This is a messenger RNA of Paramecium pentaurelia, 2139 nucleotides long. The record is from the annotation of a GenBank genome assembly. NCBI's taxonomy places the organism in Eukaryota, Ciliophora, Oligohymenophorea, Peniculida, Parameciidae.
AUGCAAUAGUUUCCAACAUAAAUUGAAUUUUAAGAAGACUUCGAUUUUAAAAAUUCAUAAUUGUUAGGACAAGGAACAUUCGGAAAAGUUUACAGAGCAAAAGCUCUAAAAUCUCUUCCUCCUGGAAAUUAUGCCCUAAAAAUAAUUGAAACAAUUUCGUAUAAAAUUAUCUUAACUUAAGCGAAUAGGCUUAUGAGCUUGCAAUUUAAGAAUUGAACUUAUAUCAAGUGAUCACUUAUCAUUAAAGCGUAAUAAAAGUUUAUAAAGUUUACUCAUGGAUAGAGGAUAAGAAAUAUAUUUUAGUCUUUGCUAUGGAAUUAGCACAUAAUAGUUUAAAAGCUGAUAUUGAAGAAAGAAGAAAGGCUUAAUAAGAAUUUGGAGGUAAUAUUAAAUAUGUAAUAUUGUUAGAUAUUAUGCUAAUAGACAUCAUGAUUUAAUGUUUGAAAGCAUUUUAUUAUCUAGCAAAAAAUAAACAUUUGUUUCACAGAGAUAUUAAACCAGAAAAUAUAUUAGUGACUUGUAGACAACCAUUUACAAUUAAAUUAGCAGAUUUUGGAGCAGGAAAAGAGAACUUUAAUGGUUAAACAAUGCUUAAUACAUUGGUAGGAACACCUUUAUUUCUCUCUCCUAAACUAUAUUUUGCUUAUACAACUAAUUAGCCAGGAAAAGUAAAGUAAAUUAUUAACUUAAAUUUAGACAUGAUUUAGAGAAAAGUGAUGUAUUUUCAUUAGGAAUUACAUUUCUUUAAAUGAUUUUACUUCUAAGUGAUAAGGAUCUUUCAAAAUUGAAUGAUCCAAUCAUAUAUGAAGAGAAAACUGGAAAUGCUAUUGAUACUAGUGAUGAUCCAUUAAAGAAAAAAGAUUGUUAAGGUUGGAAGAAAUUACAAUUUCAUAUUAGCAAUAUUAAAAAUCCUUAAAUAAAGGUCUGUAUCUAAGGUAUGACAGAGUUUAGUGAAAGAAACAGAUUUACAUGGCUUAAAGCUUUAAAAGCAUUGAACCCAGAUUAUGAAGAUGAGUAAAUAAUCUAUUUAUUCUAGUGAAAAGGAUUAAUUUGUUCAUCCAGCUUCAAUUAAUGAUUAAUAGGCUAAAGCUAUUAAAUUUUAUUCUAAUUCAAACACAACUUUAAGAUAUUUAGGAACACUUAAUGAUAUAUCAAAUCAUAAAAAGAUCAUUUCUGCAGGUAGUUAAAUAUUAGCUUAUUCUAAUGAUGGAAUAAGAAUAAUAUCCUUACAAGGAGUAUCAGAAUGCAUAUUUACUUAAAGUAUUAAAUAAUCUUAAUGCAGAUGUCUCUUUUUUAUCAUAUAUACAGACAUUAAAUAUUUGUGUAGGGAUUACAUAAUAAGGAGAGAUUUUUGGAGUAAAUUUGAAAAGCAAAACUUUUUAUAGUGAAAAAAUUACACAUUUUUAAUAUGAUAAGAUAACUGUAAUUUUAUAUGAUAAUUACAUUAGGUGAUGAAAUAUAUGAGAAAAGAUUUAUGUAUUUUAGGAUCUUAAAAUGGAGAGAUUAUGAUUUUAGCAUUUGAUACUUAACCACCUUGUGUAAUUAAAAAAUAUAAAGAUGUGGAAAGAUCUGUUAUUGAUUUGAUUUAUGAGGAUGAAAAUAAAUAGAUUAUUUCUUCUCAUGAGAACUUUAUGAUUUAUGGAAAAUAAUUAGUUUAUGAAUAAUCGUAAUAUUCUAAUCUAAUUUUAGGGCUAAAUAUCAAUAUGAUUCUUAAAUCGAUAAUUUACAAUUAAUUUCUUCAGAAUAUUUUGCAGGAUUAAGUAAGAACCUGGCCUAAAUUCCUAUUUUUCACAUUAAGGAUGGUAUUUUAUGUUUCUUAUUUUAGGCAUAAUUAAUAUAGUUUAAAAAUGUUAAAUUACUGGAAAUAAUAUACCGUUGGCAUUAACUUUAUCUGGUAAUUAUCUUGUUUGGGUUUGUGAAAAAUAUAUUGGAUCAAUUUAAAUAAGCACAAAAUUGAAUUAAUCAAAAGAAGAUAAAAAUGAUGAACUUAUGGUUAAUGCUUCUAAGCCAGCAAAAUUAUUAUGUUUUUUGGAAAUUGAUAGAACAAUAAUAGCAAGUGAUGGAAUUAAACUCCAUAAAUAUUAAAUUGGAAAAAAAUCAUAAGAAAAAACUGUCUGUCAAAACUGCUAAAUUUUUUGA